Messenger RNA from Lasiodiplodia theobromae, 3303 nucleotides. Its product is annotated as ATPAse P-type K/Mg/Cd/Cu/Zn/Na/Ca/Na/H-transporter. Gene Ontology annotation, cellular component: plasma membrane. The record is from RefSeq and is a predicted model, not a curated record. The transcript has 6 exons. Gene Ontology annotation, molecular function: ATP hydrolysis activity; P-type calcium transporter activity; ATP binding. Bases 1 to 3303 code for a protein of 1100 amino acids. Lineage: Eukaryota; Fungi; Ascomycota; Dothideomycetes; Botryosphaeriales; Botryosphaeriaceae. Gene Ontology annotation, biological process: intracellular calcium ion homeostasis; calcium ion transmembrane transport.
AUGACGAAGAACAACCUCGAAAACGCCCUCGCCGGGCACGUCUCGGGACAGGCCAACAAGCCUUUGUCUCGUCCCGCCCAUGCUUUGACCUAUGCGACCGUCACCGCCGAGGUUGGCGCCAACUCAAUUGAUGGACUCACCACCGCCGAAGCUCAGAAGCGUAUUCAAGAGUAUGGCCGAAACGAGAUCGGAGACGGUGGCGGAAUCAACCCGGCGAAGAUCCUGGCUCGCCAGGUCGUCAACGCAAUGACUCUAGUGCUUGUCCUGGCCAUGGCGGUCAGUUUUGCAAUCAAGUCUUGGAUUGAAGGUGGCGUCGUCGCAGCAAUCGUGUGCCUGAAUGUCGUCAUCGGAUUCCUUCAAGAAUUCCAAGCCGAAAAGAACAUGGACUCGCUCAGGUCUCUCAGCUCUCCCACGGCGAACGCAGUGAGGGAUGGCAAGAAUAUCACCAUCCCCACUGCCGAAAUCGUUCCAGGCGACAUGGUUGAAGUCAAGACAGGAGACACAGUUCCCGCCGACAUUCGCUUGAUCGAAGCCGUCAACUUCGAGACAGACGAGGCGCUACUUACUGGGGAGUCUUUGCCUGUCAGGAAGGAUGCCGAGGCUUGCUUCCCCGAUGAUACGGGCCCAGGCGACCGCUUGAACGUUGCUUUCAGCUCCUCGACUGUGACCAAAGGCAGAGCCAGGGGAAUUGUCUUCGCCACAGGCAUGUACACGGAGAUAGGCACGAUUGCCGCAGCUCUCCGGACCAAAGACAGCAAGCGCCGCCCUGUCAAGCGUAACUCGAGUGGCAAGGCUGGGCCUCACCGCUAUGCCCAAGCGUAUGCCCUGACGGGCUUUGAUGCUCUUGGGAGGUUCCUUGGUGUCAAUGUCGGCACUCCUUUACAGCAGAAGCUGUCCUGGCUGGCCAUAUUCUUGCUUGGCAUCGCCAUUGUCUGCGCCAUCAUCGUCGUUGCUGCUAAUCGCUUCCGCAAUGAGCAAGAAAUCAUCAUCUAUGCCGUGGGCACUGGUCUCUCGAUGAUCCCGGCUUCCUUGAUAGUCGUCUUAACGAUUACCAUGGCAGCGGGAACGAAGAGAAUGGUGGAGAGAAACGUCAUCGUCCGGAACCUCAAAUCGCUUGAAGCGCUUGGAGCCGUGACCGAUAUCUGCUCGGAUAAGACAGGCACACUCACCCAAGGCAAAAUGGUGGCCAAGAAGGCGUGGAUUCCAUCGAGGGGUACCAUAUCUUGCGGAGAGUCCAGCCAUCCGUACGACCCAACCGACGGCAUGCUUUUCUGCAAAACCAAACAGCCACGCGAUAUCAAGCCGGACGAAGACGAGAGCAUCGAGGACGCAUCUACCUACGAGAAGCUUUUGCAUCAGAACCCGAACUUGAUGGAGUUUCUCAAGGUAUCCACCUUGGCAAAUCUCGCACACGUCCACCAAGGCGACGAUGGGUCGUGGCACGCAAGAGGUGAUCCAACGGAGAUUGCGCUGCAGGUAUUCGCAUCUCGCUUUCAACUGAACAGGACCCGUUUCACGUCCGGCGAUGUCCCAGCCUGGAAGCAGAUCGCCGAAUAUCCGUUUGAUUCCUCCAUCAAGAAGAUGUCGGUCAUCUUCGAGGAGCACCAGACUGGAAAGAGAUACGUUUUCACCAAAGGCGCCGUGGAACGAAUCAUUGACAGUUGCACGGACAUCUACCUGGACGACAUUGAAGCUGUCCCCGUCACUUCCGAGAUCAAGGACAACAUCAUUGCGAAUAUGGAGGCUCUCGCUUCUCUUGGACUUCGUGUCCUGGCACUGGCAUCCCGGGAGUUCACCGGCGAGAUCCAGGAAGGCGAUGAGCAGGCCCGCUCCGAGGCUGAGAACGGCUUAACCUUCCGCGGAUUAGUUGGGAUCUACGACCCGCCUAGACCCGAAUCCGCACCUUCAGUCAGACAGUGCCAGGAAGCCGGUAUCGUUGUGCACAUGCUCACGGGCGACCAUCCCGGUACAGCCUCUGCGAUUGCGGCAGAAGUUGGGAUUUUACCCUCUCGCAUGGAUACUUUCAGCAAGGAAAUGACAGACGCGAUGGUAAUGACGGCUGCCCAAUUCGACAAGCUCUCCGACGACGAAAUCGAUCAACUUCCGGUUCUUCCAUUGGUUAUCGCCCGCUGCUCCCCAACUACGAAAGUCCGCAUGAUUGAGGCUCUUCACCGUCGUAAGAAAUUCGCUGCGAUGACUGGCGAUGGCGUAAACGACUCCCCGAGUUUGAAGAGAGCGGACGUUGGUAUCGCCAUGGGCCAAGCUGGAAGCGAUGUCGCAAAGGACGCUUCAGAUAUCGUUUUGACAGACGAUAACUUCGCUUCUAUUCUCAAUGCCAUCGAAGAAGGCCGUCGGAUGUUUGAUAACAUUCAAAAGUUCAUUUUGCAUCUCCUGGCUGAAAACGUGGCGCAGGCCGUUGUCCUUUUGGUCGGACUCGCUUUCAAGGACAGCCGCAGCCUCUCCGUCUAUCCUCUGGCCCCUGUGCAGAUCAUGUGGGUCAUCAUGAUCACUAGUGGAAUGCCGGAUAUGGGCCUGGGCUUCGAAAAAGCAUGUGCAGGCAUCAUGGAAAGACCGCCCCAGGAUCUCAAGACCGGAGUCUUCACCCCUGAAUUACUUGUGGACAUGAUUGUCUACGGGCUCUGGAUUUCCGUCCUGUGCCUCGGGAGCUUCUCUCUUGUGCUAUGGGGCUUCGGAGAUGGUAGCCUCGGCGAAAAUUGCAACAACAGCUACAGCAACAGCAUGGGGGAGCCCAUUUGCGACACCGUCUUCCGCGCACGCGCCACCACCUUCGCCUGCUUGACCUGGUUCGCACUCUUCCUUGCCUGGGAGAUGGUAGACAUGCGCCGCAGCUUCUUCCGCAUGCAACCAAACAGCAAGCGCUAUUUCACCCAGUGGGCCCACGACGUCUGGCGCAACAAAUUCCUUUUCUGGGCAAUUAUUGCGGGCUUCGUUACCAUAUUCCCUACGCUAUACAUCCCGGUCAUCAAUCACGACGUCUUCAGGCACGAAGGCAUCUCGUGGGAAUGGGGUAUUGUCUUCAUCGCCGCGAUCCUCUUCUUCGCGGGCGUCGAAGCGUGGAAAUGGGCCAAGCGCGUCUACUUCCGCCGCAAAGAGGCAAAGGCAAUGAAGUCUGGGCUACCACUGUCGCAGCAGACAACCCAGGCUUGCGACCCGGAGAUGAAGAUCUUCGCUCAGUACGGUCUUCCGCUCACCAAUGCACUCACAGGCGACACUGCGCUGAGCAGUGAAAGAAGGCUUAGCAAAGCGGUUUCGUCAGAUACCGAGGGUGUGAAGAGCCAAUAA